CACACCAAAGAGGAGAACCAAACAAAGAUGCAAUAGUUUUUUUCAGAUAUCUUCUCUACACUUAACAGCUCUCUAAUGCUUGUAUCUCUUCUUUGCAUAACUAUUGACUUUCAAAUUCCAUUUCUCAUCUUGUUCGGAAUUAUCAGCUCUUCUCUUUCUUUUUCAAAUUACAUCAACCUUAAUCUUUGUUCUUGAUCUAUUUCCAGAUUUUCUCUCAAAAACCUUUUCUUGUUGCUUCUCGACAUUUUUGGAUCACUUCCACUCCGUAGUAUUUCCAUUUUGAGAGGAAAAGGGACCAUUUUUACCUCCCCUGUUUCCUCCUCUGUUUUCCCCUGCUUCCUUUUUUCCUGGAAAACUGAAACCCAAUAGAAAAUUUUACCCAAAUAUGUCCCAAAUGCAAGAAAACAACAUUCCAUUAAUCUCCUCCGACGGUACUGACAUUGGAUCAUCCCUAUCCAACAUCAUAUUAUACGGUGGCCCAAACACCAUGGACUCAAUCUUCUCUCACUGCUCACAAUCAGCCCCUAUCACCAACCCUGUUUUGGAGUCAUUAGGCUCUUCUGUAUAUCUCCAACAAAGAGAUUUACUCCAAAAAUUAUCCGUAAAAAACCGAGAAAAUAGCUCAAUUUCCUUAAAUUCCCUAACCAACCCAUUCCAAAACUCUGCAUAUACAAACACUUAUUUGAGUCAAUGCAAGAAAAAGCUGUACAGAGGAGUGAGACAGAGGCACUGGGGCAAAUGGGUAGCAGAGAUUAGACUCCCACAAAACAGAGUGAGAGUUUGGUUAGGUACAUAUGAGACUGCGGAAGCUGCAGCCUAUGCUUAUGAUCGAGCAGCCUAUAAGCUUCGAGGUGAAUAUGCACGCUUGAAUUUCCCGAAUCAUCAUGAUGAUCCGAGCAAGUUGGGAUUCAGAGAUUGUGGGAGAUUGAAUGCUGUGAAGAAUGCUGUGGAUGCAAAGAUUCAAGCAAUUUGUCAGAAGGUGAAGAGAGAGAAGAAAGCCAAUAAGGGUGUUAAAAGAAGUGGGUGUUUUGGUGAUAGCAAUGGUAAGGAGUGUGAGAAGAAAGUGUUGAAGGUUGAUUCAUCUUCGUCGCCAUUGUCAUUUUCGUUGCCGUUUGUUGGUAAUGGGAGUUCAAGUAACAAUGCAACGCCUAGUGUUUCAGAAGAUCGGUACUGGGAUGGGGAGAACUCCUCUGUUUCUGGCGAGUGUCCGGUGGUAGCAGAGGAAUUGGAAUUCGGCAGCUGGUCGCUUGAACGUAUGCCGUCAUUCGAUCCCGAGUUGAUUUGGGAUGUUCUUGCCAACUAGAAGAGUAUUCAUUUUCUAAAUCUUGUGUCAUUUAGAGUUUAGUGAUACCAUGUUAUGUAGCAGUAAAUGUAUAUGGUAGUUUAUCUUGCAGUCUCGUGUAUCGAAGGUCAUCAGGUUAGAAGAAUUUUUCGAUAUAAAAAAAAAAAAAAAAAAUUUAGCAAGUUUAAGAUGAGCUUUCAAAGUAUGUUGUACUUGUGUUGUUUACUAUAGUUUGUCUGAGAGUUUUAGUGGGUCAUUGUUGUAAGAUUAGGGGUAACUUAGAUUGCUUUUGUCCUUUACUUUUGAAGGCAUGAAGAAAGUUCAUGUCAUUGUUUUAUUUUCCUACUACACACAGAGACAGUAGAUGGGAUUAUGUGGGAUUUUAGUAAUGAAUCUAUAUGUGUUUUUAUGUAGUUA
Messenger RNA from Cornus florida, 1699 nucleotides. Its product is annotated as ethylene-responsive transcription factor ERF061-like. The record is from RefSeq and is a predicted model, not a curated record. Lineage: Eukaryota; Viridiplantae; Streptophyta; Magnoliopsida; Cornales; Cornaceae. Gene Ontology annotation, molecular function: DNA binding; DNA-binding transcription factor activity. Gene Ontology annotation, biological process: regulation of DNA-templated transcription. The coding region runs from base 386 to 1303 and encodes 305 amino acids. The transcript has a single exon.